CACUGCUCAACUGACAGACUGAGGAGUAAGAAGCACAGAGAUCAAGACAAACGGAAAGUGGAAUGGGCAUGUGAUUCUUUUGCAGGAACUAUCCGUGCACUGAGGUUUUUAACGGUGUAUGGAAAACAGGAAACACAACAACUGCCUGUCAAGAUGGAAAGUACAACCCCCCUAACAUACUCCAAUAUGAGCAUGUCACUGGGAGCAGACGUAACAAACUCGUCCUCACUGCCCAAGACUGAGGAAGGUUACAGUGAAACCGUCAUGAUCCUGUUGGGCAUAAUCAUGUCUUUGCUAGUUUUGUGCAUUGUCUUCGGCAAUAUCCUGGUCAUAACAGCGAUUGCCCGUUUUCAACGCCUCCAAAAUGUCACCAACUGUUUCAUCACAUCCCUGGCAUGUGCAGACCUGGUCAUGGGUCUCAUUGUGGUUCCUUUCGGUGCCUGUUACAUUAUCUUUAACUCCUGGCACUUUGGUAGUUUCUGGUGCGAGUUCUGGACUGCGACCGAUGUGCUCUGCGUGACGGCAAGCAUUGAGACUUUGUGUGUAAUAGCCAUAGACAGAUAUUUAGCCAUUACUUCACCCUUCCGCUACCAGUCAAUGCUGACAAAGUGCAAAGCUCGAAUUGUGGUUGUACUGGUGUGGGUAAUUGCGGCACUGACAUCUUACCUGCCCAUCCAUAUGAAGUGGUCAACAGCAAAGACAGAGGACGCAGAAAAGUGUAUAAACAACAGCUACUGCUGUGAGUUUGACACCAACAUGGCUUAUGCCAUCACCUCCUCCAUCAUCUCCUUCUACAUCCCUUUAAUCAUAAUGGUUUUCGUCUACAGCCGUGUUUUCCAGGAGGCCAAGAGGCAGCUCAGAAAGAUUGAGCAAAGCGUUGGACGCUUUCACAAUAGUGACAACAGCGACUUUAAAACUCUGGAAGCUAACAAUGGGCGUGGCCAAAAAAAGGUUAAGUUUUGCCUGCGGGAACACAAAGCCCUAAAAACACUGGGCAUCAUCAUGGGGAUCUUCACUCUCUGCUGGCUGCCCUUCUUUCUGCUAAACGUGGUGAUGACUAUACAGGACGUGGGGAACAAAGACAUCUUUAGGAUACUCAACUGGAUAGGUUAUUCCAACUCUGCCUUCAACCCGCUCAUUUACUGCCGGAGUCCUGAAUUCAGAUACGCCUUCAAGGAAAUCCUCAGGAUUAAGAGGAACCGCCUCAGUAACCCGGGACAAGUGAAUGGAUACAUCUACGGCAGGCACAGCUGGCAGAGCGAGCAGCAAGGGAGGAGUAAGGGAAACUCAGAGGACAGUGACACCAAUGAAGGGUGUCUGGUGAAAGGAGCGGGGGUCUCCGGUGCUUUGGACAGAACGGUGGACCCAAAUGGCAACUGCAACAAAACCCUGUCGACUGUAACAGCCACCUUAUAAACUUGGAGUCUGACACUGCAGUCAACAAGGAAAUCCAGAUGUGUUUACACUGCUAACAUAGACUGUUUUGCUCCUCAAUUGACCGAUGAAGGUAAGGCCAGUCAAAACAACUGGCAAAUAUUCUGUUGACUGCUUUAAAAAAACUGCAAUCAUCAUGUUGAGCUAAGGAAAGUUUUAUUUUUUUUAUUUUUUUUUUUUUUGUACAGUAAAUUAAUACUGUAAGUAGAUCAUUGUCCUAUUUUUUAUGUUUCUUUUUUUUUACAUUGAUCAUCUACCUCAUCACAGUUUUAAAAUAUUUAAAUCUUAACUCAUUAUUUUUUACAUUCUGCCCACUGGAGUUAAACUAGGGCUGUGUCUUGGCUGUUUAUUUGCUUUAAAUUGUCUGACGAUAAUAUAUUUGGCUUCAGCUGGACCUUUUGGGCAUAGUUUCAGUCCCAAAGCUCUUGGGAAAAAAUCCCACAAAUAAAAUUAGAAUAAACAUACUUUUUAUUUCAUUAUUAAUUUAAGUUGUGGGUUAGAUCUGGGUGCACCUAACUGGCAUAUAAAGCAAGUAUCUUAGUUGCAUCAGAAGUUGGUAAAUAGUAAAGUAACACCCAUUCUGGUGCUUUGUAUGAAAAAAUGCAUUCCAAAUCAGCCACGAUUAUAAUCUGGCAUACUUCAGUCUGUUUUUUCUCUUUUUAUUAGGUAUAGGAGUGUUAAGAUCAACAACACUCAAGUUAAAACCUUGCUCCCUUUUCUCGCACUUCUUCCUGCUCUUGUGCUUAACAGCCUGUUUAAUCUGAGUUUCAGUUGUCAGCUGAAAGCACCAGAGAUGUAAUCUAAAUCUCCCUGUUGAGCUGACAAACCCCUGUGGCCAUCCUCUGCUAAUAUUAUGAUAAAACUUAAAAGUUUCUUCUAUCAGCGAGAUUAUGUUAGAAACGAUAAAGAUAUAUGAUAUAUUUGAAUGGAAAACUAAAGCCAUUAUGGAUAAUAUGGUAAAUUGAACUUAAAUGCUUGGAGCUUGAAAGCACCGGUAAUUUUUUUUUUUUCAUAGUUUACUACAGAGUCAUGUUCUAUAAAGUGGCUCAAAAGUGUUGCAUGCACAUUAAUAUUUGGUAUAUUUUAUAGCGAUUACAUAAGUGUUAGAAAGUAUUUCAUUUUCCCUUCUAUGCAAUAGUAGCAGUUUAACCCGUGCUUGCACAACCCCUGGGUGUUUAUCAAAUCUUUGUGUUUGCUGUGUAUGGGCACUGUUUACUGCAACCAGAGUAGCCAUUUCCUCAUAGUACAAGGGUACAAAUCAUGCAUAAUAAUAAACAGGGCGUUAACAUAGCCAAGUGUUAAUGCUCCAGGUCAAAAGUGUGGUGGUGGCGAUUCGAAGACAAAAACAAUGACAGAACCCUGUAUAGUGCAACUUUGUCACCACUUCCUGACAUUUCGCAGACUGUUCUCAGUGUAUACAGAUGUCUCAGUCUCUCUAAAAUUAGUGUACCACUCAGGAGUCCACAGAACAGUGCCUCAGCUGUUCCACUUGUUUCAGUCAGUUUCAGUCAGUCUUUUUAAAAUGCUUCUUGGUGUGCAUUCUCCAGGAAACAGCCCGAUCCAGCUGAGCCCAGUCUCGAUAAACAUGGAUAAAUAUAUUAUCUCUGCUGUUUAGCUGGGAAAUCAAAUAACUCUUUCCAAAAAUCAACCUUGAAAUAGAUUAGUAGAUGACCACUGAUAGAGUUUCCAAUUUACAGGUUGUGAUGCGAUCCAAAGGAUCAACCUGAAAUGAGACUUUAUUUCUUGCCACCCAUUUUAAGAUUUCAUGCUCUUGGGAAUGCUUUCUUUUCUUGAUGUAAGGAGGCUAUAAUGGGCAGUGAGCGCUUAGUAUGGAGGGAUUUAAUUAAGACAGUCAGGCUCUUUCUUCAGACUAAAUUGCUUGCAAGAUCAUUAAGAUAAAGAGAGGUAGUGGAAGUGUGACUCUAGACAUAGCCCCCUUCCCCAGUCAGUUUGGGAGUCUCUUGUACGAUCUGAUUGAAGUGACAACACGCUAAAUGGAGCUUCUGAAGGUGGGGAGGGGGGGGCGGCAAGGGAUUCUCUGCCAGUCUAAAUUGGUGCUAGUGACAUGUGUUUUAGUGCAUGUAGCAUUGCCUCUGUAAGGAGCUGGAUCAGCUGACACUGUCAAAACUGUGAACUUUGUUCCCUCCAGAGGAAAUCUCUAUGUACUGUAUCGCAAGGUUUGGUCAGCACUGUUAUCACAGACCUUAGGAAUAGACGUAAACAUGGUGUCAUCAUGCGUCAGCCUUUGCCAUGUGAAAAACAAGCUUUCCAGCAUGUUGAUCUUUUUCUGUUUUUCUUUUUUGCGAAUUUACAGCAAAGUAAAUGUAGGGGUUGAAUGUCACAAGAAAUGUACUUUGCCGUUUUUUUCCUUUUUUUUUAACAUUCUCACUGUACAGCAUGCUGACAGCACAAUACUAGAAAAGAACUCAGACCAAGUCUUUGAUAUGUUGUAUUCACUUAGUUAACUGAUGAACUGGCACUAAUUAGUGGCUCUGCUGCUUCUUCUUUUUUAACUUUUAUCUAUUUUAUGUAAUUAUUGAAGCAUUGUGGAAGUGAUUGUUUGCAUGUCUGAAAUGUAUUAGUGGUGUUGUGUUUGUGGACUUCUGUGCUGUUUCCUUUCCAAGUGCUCUAUUUUAGUCCAAGUGAAUAGGUUGUGAACUAUAUAUCUACACUGCACCCUCCUGGCAGUGGCCUCUCCUUGCAGUUCAGCUAUCUUGCAGUUACAAAUGGUUACUGUUUCUUCAAUACCCCUGUACAAUAAGGAUUGUAAUUCAUGCUUUCACAUCCUCAAUGCUUGAGGACACAACACUGUUAUGUGCAAUGAGUCUUGAAUGCUGAGCUGACAGUACAACAUUCCAAGCACAGUACAUGUUUUAUAUCAUGCCUACAAUGCACAUUCAGUUUUCCCAGUGCCUGGUCGAAGGCACUUUACCCACUGCUGUACUUAUGCUAACUCAGCUAAAAAAAAAAAAAAAAGUUAUUUUAAAAGAAGACUAUGGGUCACAGCACGGAUGAGUUUUAGAGGUUA
Melanotaenia boesemani (Boeseman's rainbowfish) is the source of this 4462-nucleotide messenger RNA. It is a transcript of the gene adrb2a, whose product is annotated as adrenoceptor beta 2, surface a. Gene Ontology annotation, biological process: adenylate cyclase-activating adrenergic receptor signaling pathway; norepinephrine-epinephrine-mediated vasodilation involved in regulation of systemic arterial blood pressure; negative regulation of smooth muscle contraction. Lineage: Eukaryota; Metazoa; Chordata; Actinopteri; Atheriniformes; Melanotaeniidae. Gene Ontology annotation, cellular component: membrane. The transcript has 2 exons. The coding region runs from base 154 to 1416 and encodes 420 amino acids. Gene Ontology annotation, molecular function: norepinephrine binding; beta2-adrenergic receptor activity. The record is from RefSeq and is a predicted model, not a curated record.